AUAUGCGGAUGAGGCAAACUGCUGGGACCCGUUUCUGAUUGAGUGUUGUUGUUUACAGUAUGUCAGUGUUGUUAUUUACUGGUGCGUCAGCAGCAAUGGGCUUUUAGUGGCAGCGUGUCCGAAACAAUGGGACACUGCAGGCCGAUUGUUUGUGUCUUCGGUGAGAUAAUGGGUGAUGUAGUGCUCAGAUAAUAGACACAGCUUAUCCAUCUUCUAUGUCUUAUGAUGCUCACCGUGUUUGAUGAAGCCGGCCUGAUUCACAACAAGUUACUUUACAUCUUAAGUAUAUAUUUUCUUGGUUUUAAACAUGAUGGAAUUGCCUUUUCAAUACUGGAAAUUCUGACAUGUGCCAUUAUGUCACAGAAUACCACCAGCAGGAGCUGCUGUAGAUGGAAAGAAAGACAACAUCAACUGCAGGAUCAGAACAAUUAGUAGUUGAUGUCAAAUUCACGAAACGUGAACUUAUCCCAGCAGUCAAAUUGGAGCAGAAGAAGAUUACCAUGACAACACCCCCUGACACUGUCCCCUGCACCGCAACAGUAUCAGAAGAUGAAGCCAAGGAAAUCAAGAACACAAUUGUGGGUGAAACGAGUCCACUGGGAGAGGACGAAUCGGGCAGCAAGGGUGUGCCCCGAACCAACGGACAUAUUAUGGAAACCAGUGAGGAAGAGAAGCCAGGCAGCCGGCCAUCGGUCCAAUUCGCCGAGCUGCCGCAGAAAACAAGUCCUGUUCACGUAAUGGAGUUUUUCGAGGAGCAAGAAAAAUCGUUACAGGAACAGUUCAAGUCGUUGCCACCGCACCGACCGAGGAAACAUCGGCCGCCGGUGCCCACUCUGCUGAGACAGAGCGUCGGUCUCGAUCACCUCGACAACCUGGUCAGACUGAUGGAACAGCUCGCGCUGCUGAGAGACGAGAAUUCCCAUCUGAAGAAGCGCUGUGCCUACCUGGAGAGUACUAAAGAUCUUCUGCAGGUAAAGAGCUCCAUGAUGGAGGAGACCGUGCCUGUAGGGUACAUGUCACUGCCGACCGUGAAAACCAUUAAACCACGCUUGAAGAAAUCCAACACCGAUCCAGAGUCUAAGGAGGAGAGAGAGAAAUGGAUGGGUCGAGAUCGCCUGCCCAGCGCAGAGGAUGUCGACUUACUCGAUUUCAUAGAAUCAACUUCAGACCAGAGUCCAAAGAGACCCAGACCUGGGCCUUUACACAAGAGAAGUUUUUCAACAGGGUCGUUAGAAGUCCCUUCAGAAAUCUUUGAUGACUCCGAACAUGUGCGUAGAAAAGGAGGUAUUGUGAAAUCCAAAAGUGCCAAAGAAGGUAAGACUUUCAAGACGAAAUCCAAGUCGUCGAAAAGUUCUAAGUGGGCCCGAGUGAAGAAAGUGCUAACAGGACAGAUUCUUUACGAGGACUUGGGUUUCAGUUUUAAAUCAUUGAAAGAGAUAGGAAAAGGUGGACACUUCAGGUAUCAUUCUUCAACCUCGCCCCAGGAGCUGAGUCCACCGACCCCGAGGUUUCUGGAGAGUAGAUCGCUGGACAGCGGGGUCAGCAGUAGUCUCGAUGUGGAUGGACACGGCGGUCCACGAACAUCGACGUCUUCUGCUGAACCUGCUAGUCCGGGCAGGUCUCCGAACCAGACAGAAGACAAGGAGGAGGAACUGUCCACAGACAUCUGGAUGGGUCCCCCGGAGUGGAUAGAACAGCAUGAGCUACAGAAGAUCAGCGGGACCUCCACCCCGAGCGAUGAGAUGACCACCGUCAUUGAACUGAAAAGCCAGUAUGCCGGCAAGGACGGGGACAGGUACUUACGCGUGAAGCCCCUUCCUCGCAGACAGUCUAGUCCCUCGCUGGGUGGUCACGACGAUGAUGAGGAGGAUCUGGACGAGUUUGAUGAAACCCUGGACCCGUCGGGAGAGAGACAGCUGCACAGGUCAUCUAGCUACAAGGGGAUGGAUUCCGACUCCACCGUCAAAGACGAUGAUGUGAUGAUGGUGACUAAAUCCGGUGAGCGAGAGUCAAAGAAGCUCCACAAAACACCAUGGAGCAGGGUGAAGGACAUGAUCCACACGCGCAAAGACAGUUUAAAGAAGAAGAAACACAAAGGAGGUGACUUAGAGCUCAGUGAGUCAUCGGAAAUAGAUAUCGAUGAUGAACAUUUACGAAGCGACAUGUUUGGUGAAGGCGUCAUGAGUCGGUCCACUCCUAAAACAUCUCCAAUAGCGAUUCGGCAGCGCAGCUCCAAGAGUUGCAGUGAGUCACCGCCAGGGGCCCAGGCCAAGACAUCACCAACGAGGCCAAUCUUUUCAUUAGGAAGUCCAGCCAAUAUGGAUGUUGCUGCUCUCAUAGCAACUGGAGUAUCUGAUGAAUAUAUGAAGAAACUACAGGAAUGGGAAGAGUUGAAAACCCGGAGGUCUCUGCCCUCACACAAAGCAGCCAUCCAGGAGGAGACUGAUGGAGCUUCUGGUCAGGAUAGCUCCUUUCUAUCUCAGGAGUCCAUGGCACGGACCGGAAGUGACAAGUCAAAGGGCAGAGGUUCAUUGCGGCACGGUGCAGGUCAUGACAGUUCUGAAGAGGAAUCUGCAGAAGGUGUGACCACGCCCGGUGAGCCAAUGAAUGCUGCCGCCAACGUGGACGAAAUUCAGCACCGAAUCACUGAGAGUUUCAGCCGAAAACUCCAGGAGUGGGAACGGAGGAAAUACCGAAAGGACCCCGGGAGUCCUGAGAUAGAAAGAAAAGGAACGAAGUUACGGAAGGAAGAUCGACCAAAGAGCAAGAAGUCACGUGAGGAGAAGGAGAAAGAGAAGCUGGAGAAACAGCGAGAAAGAGAGAUACAGAAGGUCGAGAGAGAGCAGGUGAAGCUGGACAAAGAAAAGAUGAGACUGGAGAAGGAAAGGCUUCGCGCACUGGAACGGGAGGCCAAGCUGGAGAAGAUGAAGGGUCGACUGAGCCAGUCGGACGUUGACACUAGCUUCAAGAACCCCAUUCUCAGCCCUCUGGCAGAGUAUAAGGUGACAGCAGAUUUCGCACACAAACUUCACGAGUGGGAACUGAUGAAGGGACUUUCGCACGACAUAUCAACAGCCAUCUAUCUGGAGGCACAGAAGCGCAGCCUGCAGCAAGGCAAAGAAGAGCUGAUGGCCAAGCAGGAGUUGUCUCCCUCACAGGACGAGGGGGCGGCAGCGGGUGAAAGCAAGUCGAAGAAACCUCCACCCCUGAUGCUGACCCCGUACUGGGAUUCACCGGAAGACACGUCUCCUGUGGAGAAAACGUCCGAGGUCAGCAUCGGGGACGAAUCCAGUAUUACAGACGGCAGUAUGACCAAAACCAACAUUGCAAGUAGUGAGAUAUGUGCACCAGUGUGUGAUGUGUUAGCCGCCCCGGCCGCGUCUCACCCGUCCCACCCGUCUCACCCGUCUCACCCGUCUCACCCAUGUGAUGAUGAUUUUGACAGCCUGGAGCGAGCCAACCAGCAGCUCCUGGAGCAGCUCAAGCUGAAGGAAUUCGAGUACGCCUCUGUGCAGGAUGAGGUCAAGGAUCUCAAUGAGAAGCUUAUCAAGGUCAAGGACGGACACUCCGUGGAAAUGGCCAAGUACCGGACAGAGCAUGCAGCGAGUGGCCGGCCAUUACCAGUGUCAGUGGGCCAGCUGGAGACGACAGUGACAGACAUGGAGGAGAAGAUUCAACAGUUGGAGAUCUUUGGCGAGAAGCUUGCUGAAAGCAUGGAGAUAGCUGCUAUUGGCAAGUGGCAGAGUAUCGAGGGUGAAGAGUCGGUGAACGUUCAGCUGAUGGAUUUGGUGGAGCAGAUGAGAAUUAUGCUGGUGCAGGCAUCACAAACAGAGGAAGUGACUCUAAAAUCAACAGCACUGCACAACUUCGAGAAGCUGUAUAGCCAGGCAAUGCAACUACAAGUACAGAUGAACAACCUGCGCCUGAGUCAUCUGCAGCGUAACAAGGAGAUAAUGGAGAUCAAGCGCCAGCUGCUGCUACAGGAGGUGAACAAUCUGAUGCUGCAGGCCGACAUCGCGCGCCGCGAGACAGAGCUCCACCAGCUUCACGCGCGUGAUGCCAAGAGACACCCUGGGACCGUCCGGCGCUGGAACACAUUCAGUGGGGGACAGAGCUCCACUGUGCAAGUGCCUGACGUUCCGCAGGAAUCGGCUGAACAUCCACCCACCGAGACGUUUGUUAGUGUGAAAGAGACAGAGGCAGCCGCAGGUGACCGUGAACCACCAGAUAAAUUAACGGAUCUUCCCUUAAUUACAGAUUUGGAAGAACCUGAAAAGGUAGAAGAGAGACAAGAAGCUGACCAGGUAUCUGGUGGUACAAUGUCACCUGCUGACACAAAUGGCAUCACUCAUUCCAGGACGACCGACGUAGCAUUAGGGCGUACAGAAAAAGUUUCAAGAGACCAAAGCGGCACUGUAACUAAGAAGAUGGGGAAGAAGAAGAGCUUGGAACGCAAGACUGCAGUUCAAGACGACGAUGACCAGACGACUCCAAGUCUGCCGUCUGCCCGGGUUUCUCUACCUCCGAAGGAACAACCACCAUCACAGGGCAAAGAUGAUGUCUCUGGAGUGGAGAAGGGGUCUCCCACUCUAGACACAGAACCAAAAAAACAGAGUCGGCCCGAAGACACCGAGCAUAAGGACGACUCUUUUGAAAAAAAGACAGAAAAACCCAGAACUGAGACCCCCAAGAAACUCAUUCCAGAGCAGGUUAGAAGUUUGGACAAACCCAAGCUUGUAAAAUCUGCGCCAAUUGUCGAUGACGAAUAUUCCCCAACCGAAACUGUGAUGAAAUGUACAGAGUCUGACGAAGUAGAUUCAUAUCAACAAGAAGUGCAGAGUGAUUCUGUAUCCGACGCAACCGAACAAAUUAGAGAUACCACGGACGUAAAGAAAGUUCCGAGUCCUGCAAUGAAAUCUAGAAUUCCUCGCAAGUACGGAGGUGGUAGGAGUCGAACGCAGGACUCUUCUGACAUAGGCAGGUGCACCUCUCCGAAACCUAAAUCAAAAUCCGACCCCACCUGCAAGCCACCUAUACCCCCACAAAGCGCACCAGUGACACAUUCCCCCGUUUUACACGUCCCGUUGGAUCUGAGCACCCGCUCACACAGUGUGGACGAGAUUCAGAAACAUAAGCAUGAUGAUGAUGGUGGGAAACACUCUCAGGAACACAAGGAAACAACUCGCAAGUCGUACGAGUUUCGGCACACACCCAGCCCCACACUGCACGUCGGGGUGGUGUCUGCCGUGAAACGAUUGAAACCUGCCGCAGAACUCCUGGAGGAAAGCCAGCGGUACCGCAGUGGCCAUUCUAUAUAUGCGCAGCGCAUAAUACAAAAAUAUAUCAUGAAAGAUGAUAAAAAACAGGAAGAGAAAUCGAGGAAACACGACAAAGAGAAUAUCUCUGGAAUUUACGUACAAGCAAUGGUGAAGCGACUAUCACGAGAGGGCACACCCAACCGAAGUGUAGAAUCUUCGAAAACAAAUUCCUCGCUGUCGCUACACGGAUCAGAGUCACCGCACUCGCAGUCCGAAUUUGUUUCGCACAUUGUACGCAAGCUCUCCUCUCCCAGUGGACCAGACCAUCAUAAAACAAUUGCUCCCUUGAAAGAUGUAACAAAUGAUGGACACGUCAAGAAAAUGACCGAAGUUUUCGACUCUUCCAACCUGACGGGCGUCCCCGAGCGGGCGAUGUCAGACUCGGAAGUGAAGAAACGCAAAACGGAACGGACACCCUUAGCCCCAACUCAGCGACAGUCGUGCGAGUUGGGCGCUCUGUACCUCGUAACGACGACCACCACCACCCAGGCUGUGACGACCACACACCCACCAAGUUCUGUGAUAACAAGCUCACUGAAACCAGACUCAACUAUAAGCCCAACCAACCAUCAAUCCAUGCCUGCCCUGGGCACCGCGCGGCAGGUGUCAUUCGAGGAGCCACUGCGGGAUCGCUCGGCCACCUACAGUGCCACGAGCGAACACGCGCCGAAACCGCUGCCGUCAUCAUCCACAUUAUCAUCAUCAUCGGGGAAGCGGCCCGACCCUGAGGAAAUCGUAACCCUGUCUCAAGACAUACCAUCAUCAUCAUCAUCAUCACUGCAGCAUGCAUUAGCCCCCCGGGCUCAUUCGGGGAAAACGGUGGCAUUCCGAGAAUCGUCUUCUCCCGGAGAGAAAAGCGGCUCAAGACCAUUAUCACCACGGUUGCACGAACGGCGGGGCAAGAAGAAAAUGGGGACCAUUGGUGUGCUUUGUAAACAGUCCAUGUCAUUUGAUCUCGGUGUUUCACGUCAUGUAACGGAGUGGGACACUCAAGUAGAAGGCAUUUCCUAUAGAAAACAGAAGAGCUCCACAAGCUCCCCCCGCCCCUCUUCGACUAGCUCAGAGGGAGAAGGAGCACCUACCUCGCCAUCAGAUGAAAAGAAACAUUCUCGCAAAGGCUUUCUGGAUUCAAGAUGGCUCCAGAAGCCAAAGAAAUUUUUCAAAGUUUCGAACGGUUGUUGUGAUUUCUCUUAGAUGAACGACAUGACUGGAUAAACGGGUCAGAUAUUCUCAGUAGAUGUUGAGACGCCACGUCUCCAACCAGCUCGAGGCAGUACAUGCCUACACCAGUGGGCAAGGAGGCCGUCCCAGGCCAGGCCGGGCCGAUCCAGCUAAGUGUGUCACACAGUACACAGCCGAUCCAGCCAAGUGUGUCACGCAGUACACAGCAGAUCCAGCCAAGUGUGACACGCAGUACACAGCAGAUCCAGCCAAGUGUGUCACUCAGUACACAGGUGAUCCAGCCAAGUGUGUCACGCAGUACACAGCCGAUCCAGCCAAGUGUGUCACGCAGUACACAGCAGAUCCAGCCAAGUGUGUCAUGCAGUACACAGCAGAUCCAGCCAAGUGUGUCACGCAGUACACAGCCGAUCCAGCCAAGUGUGUCACGCAGUACACAGCCGAUCCAGCCAAGUGUGUCACGCAGUACACAGCAGAUCCAGCCAAGUGUGUUACUCAGUACACAGCAGAUCCAGCCAAGUGUGUCACGCAGUACACAGCCAGGCUGCCAGUGACUCGCAACAUGGAAUCAGGAAGUAAGACACUGCUUACUCUCAGAUGCAGACGGUGCUUAGACUAAGAGGCGUUCCAUCAGGAAAGAUCGCCAGAAGCAGACAGUGUACACACUAAGAGGCGUUCCAUCAGGAAAGAUCGCCAGAAGCAGACAGUGUUCACACUAAGAAGUGUUCCAUCGGCUGUCAAAAGAUAGAACGGGAUGGCCGUCAGUAUGUGCUGGCCAAUACGUAUGCAGUCAUGUCGAACAGUUCCAAAAUAUGGAAAAAAGGGAGAUAAUUUGCCCUGUACAAUAUGAGUGAAAUUCUGAUCCACAAUAAAUCAAAAGGUGGUUUCUCAUUCAUUUAAAUCUAAGAUGAGUAAAAUAAUGAGGUAAAAUUUAAUUUGAAAAAUGUAAAGGUUGUGGAGGGUCGAGAUACAGUAAUUUCUUUACAUUUUUUGUGAAAUCAGAAUUAAUCUAGAACAAACUAUAAUAUGGCAUUUUUAAUUUAAAAACAAAUUAAUAAUAAGGCAGUUGACAUUGAAUUUAGAUUUUAAAAAUUCAAAUACUCUUUGUGCAGGGCUAAACAAUCCUCUUAUAAUGACACAACAUACUGAAAUGGCAUUAUUCUAUAGAAAGUGAAACACAAAUAUGAAAUCUCCAAUGAUAAGGAAUUAUUUUAACACCUAAUACAGGGUUUCACUAAAUUGAAUAAUGGCCAUCAGUCUAACUGGCAUAUAGUGACUAAAAAUAGUUGUCACUGAAAGAGAUAACACUAUGCCCAUGAGGCCUUAAUUUUCAUUGUUUUCAAAUCAGCACUUGGCAUUUAGUCGAGCAGAUGUUCAUUUCAAUAAAUGGUUCAUCCCACGUCUUCACUUCAUAAGUUCCCAUCUUGAUGUUAUCCCUCAGUGGUCAUGGUUGUUGUGAAGCUAUCAGUCACUGGUGCACCAUUGUGAAGCUAUGUCUCAUUGGUCAACUCACACAUUAUCUCUCAUUGGUCAGUUUGUUCCCCUGUCUUUAUCUUCAUUGGCCUAGCUUCAGUCAACAUUUAUUUCCAAGUGCUAUUGUACAGGUGUCAUGAAAUGUCAAAGCACGAUGUUAAUAUUUCCCAGAAAAGAUAAAUGGUGCUGAAUUGUUUGUAAAUCUUUGCUUUAAUUUGUAAAUUUUGUCUUGUUAAAAAGGGAGAUGUGCAUAUUGCACAUGUUAAAUUCCCACAAAUUCAUGUAUACAUACAACUUCUGUACUGUACAUUAAUGCCAGAAAAUAUCCAUGACCAAAAUGUAUAUUGAAAAUAUGUCUGUGAUACAGUGUAAAAUGGAGAAGGAAGUCUCCAACUGGUUUUAAAUCAGCAUUCUAGUGCUCUGAUCAUGGAGGCAACUUAAAAUAUUUAUGUAAUCCUGAACCUCCUUGUAUGUUAACUUUUAAAAGUAUCUGUUGGUGAAUUCGAGCGUACUGAUGUUAUGAAGCUAGUAAACAAAAGUAUGCAUGUGCAGUGAACAGAACCAUGGUGAUGCAUUUGCUUAAUUUUAACCUAAAGAAAAUUAUUUUUAGUUUUAAAAAUUAUUUUUACAUGGUCGUUUGGUGAAGCAUUUACGUAAUUAAAUUUUCAUAAAAAGAAACUGUAAAAUUUUUAAUUUUUUUUAAAUCACAUCUACCGUAAUAUUAGAAAAGUGCUGAUCAUAUUCUUGAAUUAUUUAUAAAAAAAAUUUCAGUUAUUUGUAACAAAUUAUUUAGUUGUUAAAAAUUAACGAGUCUUGUAUGUACAAACCUCGCUAUAUACUUGUAUUUACCAGACUUGUGUUAAGUAGCUCUAUACAGAACUGCCAACAACAAAGAUGUUCAUUUUGAGAAAGGAAUCAAAAGUUUCAAUCGCUUGUCACUUCACGGCAACCCAGAAAGCUCGAAUUCACAAGUCAACAAUUCAGUGCAAUAUUACCCAGUAUGCAUCAGGGACUUUAUAUUCUUUCUCAAUCUUAAAUUCUUUUCUUGAUCUCAAUGUUUGCUACUCUCACUUGUAGAAUUUACUUCUGUUUCUUCUAUACAUGUAGUCAAUCCUCAAAAAAAUUUCACACCUAUAGUUUCAGCAAGUAAACUCGAUUUGUAUUUAUGAACCCUUAGUGAAAAUUCAGUAUGGACUUUUCUUCUGGCAAGACUACUUAAUAAAACUACUUACCAGAUCAGUGUGCGAUUUUGGUUAAAAAAAAUUUAAAUGCCACAAGGACUCCCGGUUUGCAAAUCUUCAGAGCCCACCACCAACCCAACGAGCUGCACGUUUCCAGUACAACAGAAGAUACACUAUAUGUUUUGCAUAAAACCAAGGAAAAGAUCACUAUUCAAAACUCUGGUAUCCCAAGAUUUUGAGAUAUAUGCUGACUGUCAUUUUGAAAAGUCAAUGUAUUUUGUACAAAGAAUUUUAAGAGCCAUGCAGGCUUGUAUGCUAGCCAAGCUAGAGAGUCUAUGAUUUUUGCGAUCCUCGGGCUCCCAGACUCUCCUCAAAAUCGCACACUGCAGAUAGACUACUUACAAGAUGACAAGUAUUAUUUAUGUAGAUAAAACUAUUAAAACAGGGAAUUUAAUGUUCUCUGUGAAAGGUUUCUGUUAAUAUAUAUAUUAAUAUGUAGACUUGUUCUUCCAUGAUCCAAGUGCCAAACAGUGUAUUUCUGUCUCUACUGUGAUACCCGGAGGUGGUCUAUCACGUGCUGAAUAUUGCACAUCUCUCAGUAAAUGUGUCAAAUCAGAA
Molecule: messenger RNA, 9769 nt
Organism: Gigantopelta aegis
Lineage: Eukaryota; Metazoa; Mollusca; Gastropoda; Neomphalida; Peltospiridae
Exons: 14
Coding region: 390-6512 (2040 amino acids)
Source: RefSeq, a predicted model, not a curated record